AGUCUUGUGGAGAAAUCGCGUCUCAUUUUAGUCCAUAUUUUGGAGUAUGAAAUAUUCUUGAGAUUUUAGUGAAACUGACAAAAAAAAUUAGUAGAAAUUUUUGAAAUUUUAGAGUGAAAUUGAGAAAACUAUUCAAAAAUAGAUCACCUGAAACAAUUUUGUUUCACAAAAUAAUUUUUGAUUGUUUAGACAAAAAAUAGGUUCUCGGGAUAGGUUUACGUACAUUUGAUACAUUUCUGAGUACCUUGGUUUUGACACGUUUCAGCGUAAAUCCUUUGAUCUGAAAUCUCAGGAUUCGAUUUUCCGUGUAUGAAGUGAAAGUCCCGUUAUUAUGUCAGUCUCAAUUUUGAAUAGCGUGGCUUGCAAGUGAAAGUGCUAUCGGACGGACGUUUGUGUCCAAAACGUGCUUCGGCUGAUUGCUGAUAUUGUUGAUACGUGUUCUUGACAGGAUAAUGAGUUACUUUAAGAUACGAUAGAUAGAUAUCACAUCACAUCCGUUGACUGGUAGUUUCGUAAGGGCUUCGUGUAAGAAAAAGGGAAAAUUUGAUCACAUGGAAAGUUGGGUUGAUCUCUGAUGCUGAUCGUGAUAACGGGGUUCAACCCGUGAUUUUUUUGGUGUGAUUCAUGUCAUUAUGAGGUGCUUACAUAUCGUGAAGUAAAGAAAAUCAUAUAGCAAGAAAGUGAAUUCUUCUAUCUCGUUUCUGGAACGAAAUUAAUUGCCAAAAUUGUGUGCCAGUGAUUUAAUUUGACUGAGUGGCACAAAUUGAAAGCAGUGACCUACCAUACUUUCUCCAAUAAUACAGACUUUUAUCAUCACCAGCCAGCCACGCUAUUUUUGCGUCCAUUUAGAAAUUAAGUCGAAAUAAUUGAAAAUAAGGUCUCUUCAUUUGCUGGAAAAUUCUCUCUCAUUUUAAACCCACUUUACUUGCCUGUCUCAAAACGAUUCUGAAUUCUUAGCAAGUACUGAAUAACUCUAUUACACAAUUUAUUCGAUUAUUCAAUCCACCAUGUCACAAUUUUGUAUCCUUGUUGCUCUUCUCUUGGUGUCGUCUACUCUGACUUUCGCCCAAGAAAAAACUCACCUUGAACUCGAACAAGAUUUCUCUCAAGUUAUUAAAAAGGACACCAGACUUGUUCCAAAUUUUAAUUUUUCACGAUCAAAGCGUCGCGUGGACAAGGGUCGAAAUCGUACCAGGACUUCUUCGUCGUCAGCCUCGAUCUGUCCUGCAGGACAUUUUUCCUGUUCAAAUUCCAAUAUUUGCAUCCCUCAAGCAGCAAAUUGCAACGGCCGAAUCGAAUGUCCGGACGGCUCGGAUGAAAAAGAUUGUCUCGACCCUCACGUCAAGGGGAUGUGGGACUCAGUUUUUGUCAAGCGGCCGGAUGAGGAUGCGGAAAAGUUGAAUGGAACUUGUUGGUAUAUGCUGGACCCGAUCGGCUCAGAAUCCGAGUUCACGUUGGAGGGGAAAACUUUGCGAGAAAAUAAUGUAGAAAAACAAGAAAAGAGGCCGAUUUCACUCUCGCCUAUUUAUUCUUCUGAUCGUGCCAUCGGACUUGUGUCGUCGGAUCGAGAUGAAAUACAUUCGGAUCAAGAUAACCGACAAGAUAACCAGGACAGUUAUCAUCUUUCGGACGUUUGGGCGGAGAAAGGAUGUCUCUGCACGGAGGAAAAGUUAUUCUGUCAAAACUUGAGACUUGCCAAUCUCAACUUCAUUCCGGAGGACGUUGCAUUUCUAGAUUUAAGUGGAAGUCGAGUGGAAAACAUGGAUUUUAAUUCUUCCCCAUUUCCAUCUCUGCACACUUUGAUCUUGUCGGGUUGUUAUGUGGAAGAAAUUGUUCCAGGAGCUUUGGGAAAGUUGAGAAAGUUGAGGGUGCUAUACUUGACAAACAACAGGCUCCGAUACUUGGCAAAGGGUCUUUUCACACCCUCGGUGAAAGUGGAUUUGGACGUGGGAGGAAAUUCGGAUAACGUCACUGGUGAAAACAGCAAUAUUCGAAGACUGUUUUUGGACUAUAAUCAAAUCUCGGUGAUACAAGAGGGCUCUUUCCGUGGGCUUGAGGGACUGGUGGAAUUAAACUUACGCCACAACCUGAUCACUGGGCGAGAAAUGAAUGUUUUUCAGCCAUUGAAAAAAUUAAAGAUUUUACACUUGAACCACAAUCGAAUUGAAUCCAUCCGAAUCAAUUUGUUGAAUGGGCUGGAUAAUUUGGAGACACUUUCCCUUCACAGCAAUUCCAUUACUCACGUGGAAAUCGGAGCUUUCGAUCGUUUGCAGAAUUUGAAACAACUCUACCUCAACUGGAACAAGUUACGCGUUUUGGAAAGUCAUGUCUUUUGCAAUCUCCAAAAUCUUGGCACACUGAAUCUGAGAGGAAACGAGAUUGCAGUGAUUGAAGGAGAAGCUUUCUCCUGUCUGCACAGCCUCACAUCUUUAAAUCUGGGUGAAAAUCACUUCCGAGAAAUUGCUAAUGCUGGAGAAAUAUUUCAAAAUUUGACAUCCUUGGAAUACAUAUAUUUCGAUCUCUACUGGAUGUGCUCCUGGGCGAAUCAUGUUCGCAAUUGUGAACCAAAAUCUGACGGGAUUUCAUCCAUUACAAACCUUCUGGAUAAUAUGGUGCUGCGAGUUUGCGUUUGGAUAAUGGGGAUUCUUUCCAUCGUGGGAAAUAUUUUCGUCAUCUUUUGCCGAAUGAUGAUCCGUGAGCCGAAUCGCGUCCACUCCUUUUAUAUUCGCAAUCUGGCAGUGGCGGACUUGCUGAUGGGCGUCUUUCUCUUAAGCAUUGCUGCACAUGAUGUCGCUUAUCGGGGGCAGUUUCUCCGAUAUCAGUUUCAAUGGAGGCAUUCCGCCAUGUGCCAAAUUUCAGGCAUGUUGUCCACCCUUUCAUCCGAGGCUUCGGUUCUUAUUCUGUUUCUCAUCACGUUGGAUCGCUAUUUGUCAAUUGUUCGACCCUUUGCGGAGAAGAAUAGCUCGAUGAAUGUCGCCUACAGUAUUUGUGGAAGUCUUUGGUUAUGCAGCUUUAUCUUGGCUGCGACUCCGCUACUUGGGCCAUUUUCAUCCUAUUUUGAUGGGUUUUAUGCCUCGAAUGGUCUCUGCCUACCGCUGCACAUCCACAAUCCGUACGAUUCAGGCUGGGAGUACUCCUUCUUUCUCUUUGUCCUAAUCAAUUCUUGUGCGUUUAUCUUUAUGUGUUUUGCAUACAUCAAAAUGUUUGAGGUAAUUCGGGACUCGACUUUGACGACGAGAAGUACUCAACAGAAACAGGAUAGCAUAUUGGCUAAGCGUUUCGCUCUCGUCGUCGUGACUGAUUUCCUUUGCUGGGCACCCAUCGUCGUGGCGAAAGUAGUCGGAAUGUCAGGAGUCUCCAUUCCAUCCGAACUGAACGCCUGGCUCGCCGUAUUUGCACUUCCUGUAAAUUCAUCCCUAAACCCGAUAAUUUACACGAUAACGACAAAGCUAUUUCAACAACAGAUGGGAAAGUUGACCAGGAGCUUUCACUCCAGACUUAUGCGGAGGUCACCAGAUGCAGAUCAGUCUUCAUCAAUUUUUCGAUAUCGGACGACACGGUCUGGCACCGGAAACACGUCGUUGCACUCUAUCCGUCAAAAUAUAACGGCCGGAUCGCGACAAAAUAAGAAUAAUUUUAACCCUAAUUUACAAGCCAUCCCGAUGAAAAAUAUUGUCACACUGCCCGACCCGAUUUUUAACCAGUGUGAAAAUCGGACCCAUUUUCACCCCAAAAAAUCAAAGAGUAGAAAUAACAAGUGUGAUGAUGAACAUUCCCAUUUUACGUCGGCAUGUUCAACAUCGUUUGGAAAUCUGUGUGAUUUAGGGGGGAUUGAGGAUCUGGGUGGAAAUAAUAAGUCUGUCGUGGUCGUUAUAAGGAACGAGGGGGAGAGCGAGAUUCUCUAAUUUAAUUGUGGUGGUGGUAAUUAAUUUAAUUGUGUAAAUUAACAUGUAAAUUAGUACAGCUAUAUAAAUGUGUAAAUUAAAUGCUUAUUGUGACCAUAUUAUUGUGUAAAGUAAAAAAUGAAUGGCAUGAUUUUA
Folsomia candida is the source of this 4040-nucleotide messenger RNA. RefSeq names its product relaxin receptor 2. Gene Ontology annotation, biological process: G protein-coupled receptor signaling pathway. Bases 1008 to 3905 code for a protein of 965 amino acids. Gene Ontology annotation, cellular component: membrane. NCBI's taxonomy places the organism in Eukaryota, Metazoa, Arthropoda, Collembola, Entomobryomorpha, Isotomidae. The record is from RefSeq and is a predicted model, not a curated record. Gene Ontology annotation, molecular function: G protein-coupled receptor activity; protein-hormone receptor activity; protein binding. The transcript has 24 exons.